AUGAGGUCCCAGUGGGAUAUCUCUUCCGUUAACCCGCGCCUUCGGAAGAUGCUGCCCGUUCACAGCUGGGCCCUCAUUUUCCCUCUCCCCCUGCUUCUGGUCGUUGCCCCCUCCUCUGGGUUUUUUGGCUGGCUCACCCAAAAGGCCUCCCCAACUCCCGCUCCCAAUCCUGAGCCCGCAGCUGCUGCCCUAGACCCAGCCGGCCUCGCAAAAGUGCCUUUCGAGAUGGAUACGGCUGAUGAGCGCUUCCUCGCUGAAGCUCAAGCAGUGGAUCGGUCCCUUCUGGAUUCCUGCCAUCACAAGGUCAUUUCACAACUACGCUCCACUUGCACCGAUCUCACGGAAGAGGAACUGGCCAAGCUGGGAGUGGCACUCUUCAACUGCCAGGCCAGUGCCGAAGGUCGGAGGAUUUACCUGUGCACUCAGGACAUGGCCCUGGCGGAGUGCACAUCCGGGAUGGAUCCGGAUACCUGGAACGCUUAUCACAUCGUCAGCAACCGAGCCCGGGCCGUCUGCUACGCCACCCGCCAGAUGCAGUUCAAGCGCCGGGCGGAGCAUACAGUGAACACCCUGGUCUCCACCGCAGUCGGCCAGCUGGAGGCGAUGAAAACGCUCAAGAGGAGCCAGGAGGAGCUGAAGCUGCUCACCUCGGAGUCCCUGCAACGCGUCGUUAGCGCCCAGGAGGAGCUGCUCACCCGGCAAGAGACGCUGCGAGACGGCCAGGCGCAGAUGGAGGACUCCCUGUCCAGCAACCUGGAGCACCUGGUGCAGGAGAAGGCCCUGAUUGCCAGCGGGCAGCAGCAGGUGGCCGAUCUGCUGGAGGGCAUCACGCGCAGGAUGGAAAAUGUCAGCAGUCAUCUGAACCAGCAGGAUGUGGAGCUUCAAGAAGGGCACCAGUCCAUCCUGAGGGACCUGGGUCAAGUCCAAAAACGGGCUCAAGACGUCUACUCCAAAAUAGAUACUAACGCGGGCUUGUUCCUGGCCUAUCAGAAACAAACCGCCUUGUACCAUGAUGAGUUACUGGAGAAACUGAGGAAGAUGAACGAGACUUUUGGGCUGGUCCUUCAAACCAUGGAGAAGAUGGAGACCAAGGUGGAAGGGCGUUUACAACACAUCCAAAGAUUCAUAACCUGGGCAGGGUUCAGCUUGAGCGCUGUCUGUACCUGUCUCCUGCACCUGGUCUACUUCCUCCUGGCUGCCCUCCUCAUGACUUUCCUGCAGGUCCCUGGGGCCUCCCGUGCCUUUCUGCUGGUCGUGGUGGUGGCGAACGCCCUCUCGGAGCUCCACCACACUGUCUCCUUGGGGUUCAAGUCACUCACCAGCCUCUUGGCGUUGUCCGUGGCAGUCAACCUACUCCUAGAAAGAAUCUGCCGCCAUGCGCUGAAAGACAGGCAACGGAGACCCCUCCGGGCGCUUCCCCACAAGGCUCCAGAGACCCCCGCUUGCAAAGGGGGGCUUAAGCCAGCCAAGCGCUGCCGAGUUACCUCCACUCCGGAUAGAGAAGAUGAGGUGGGCCUCCUGGAUGAACUGGAGAAGCUGGAAGAGGUGAGCUACCUGUCAGAUGGGUUCCCUCUGAAAAAAGACGACCUGCCCAAAGACGGGCACCUCCUUACUUCCACCCAGGGAAGCGGACAGGAGACCAGAGCACCCGGCCUCUCCUCCCCUGGCUCGGCUUUGCGCCGUCUGAAUUUGAGCCGUGGCAACAAACCAGAGGCCACCUUGGAGAAACUAUCCAGGCCUCACCUGGGAUCAGUGUUCAGCUCAUUCACCAACCCACAAGUCUCCUUGGUAAACGAUUCCUUGCUCAGCGACGUGUCCAGCUGCUCAGCUUCUCCUAGGCCUUUCUGCCAAGGGGUCACCAGGAGUGGUCACCCAUGCCGGAAAAAAGCCCUCACCGACCACCUCUUCUGCCACUUACACGUGGCCGGACAGAGCCACCUGGCUUGA
This is a messenger RNA of Notechis scutatus (mainland tiger snake), 1947 nucleotides long. Lineage: Eukaryota; Metazoa; Chordata; Lepidosauria; Squamata; Elapidae. The record is from RefSeq and is a predicted model, not a curated record.